Messenger RNA from Nicotiana tabacum (common tobacco), 1023 nucleotides. RefSeq lists its product as uncharacterized. Lineage: Eukaryota; Viridiplantae; Streptophyta; Magnoliopsida; Solanales; Solanaceae. The record is from RefSeq and is a predicted model, not a curated record.
AUGAAAGCUGAUCAAAGGCAUGCAACUUCAAAGUUGAUUAGUGAUUACAUUAUUGACAAUCUUCGAAACCCAAGAUUUAAAGUUACACCAGCUUUUGUCAUGGCCGAAAUGCAAAAAUUGCAUGGACUAGACAUUGGGUAUCACAAGGCGUGGCGUGCUAUUCAACGUGCUUCAGCUUUAAUAAGAGGAACUCCUGAAGAGAAUUAUGAAUUGUUGUCUUCUUACUUGUUACUUUAUAUGUUUUAUGCAUAUGGAUCAUCAAUAACCGGUUGGAAUUAUUGUAGACUGAUGAUUGCUGUUGAUGCAACUUUUUUGAAGUCAAAAUAUCAUGGUGUUUUAAUGAUUUCAGUUUCAAAGGAUGCAAAUAACCAAAUAUUCCCACUAGCCUUUGGGAUUGCAGAAUCUGAAAAUAACAACUCCUAUGAGUGGUACUUUAGUGAGCUUCACAAUGCAAUUGGGAGCUGUGAUAAUUUUUUUUUAUCAGAUAGGCAUCAAUCUAUUGCACAUGGCAUCACAAAGGUAUAUACUGAAAGCCACCAUGGGAUUUGUAUCUAUCAUUUGGAGCAGAACCUAAAGCAAAGAAAAGUGAAAAGUGAGGUCAUAAAACUUUUUCAAAGUGCUGCAAGAGUAUACAUGUGCAAAGAAUUUGAUCUCUACAUGUCAGAGAUAGCAAACGUUGAUAAGAAGACUUUUGACUACUUGAUGGAAGAACCACCGGAAAGGUGGGCGCGUUCUUGUUGUCCACGACGAAGAUAUGACAUGCUCACAAUAAACAUAGUUGAGUUAAUAAAUUAUGUGCUAUUAGAAGCAAGGGAGCUGCCUAUAUUGAGAAUGAUGGAUUUCAUCCAAGUUAAGCUACAAUGUUGGUUUUAUGAGAAAAGAAAUGAAACGGAAGGAACUUUUUAUGAUGUUUCAUGUUGGGUAGAAGAGGAAUUGAAGAAAAAGAUAGAUUUAGCUUUUACUUUAAAUUUAUCGAGAAGAGAAACAUCAAGAAGUCCAAUUUCUGCUCGGACUGGUGCUUAA